Adineta steineri is the source of this 465-nucleotide messenger RNA. The record is from the annotation of a GenBank genome assembly. Lineage: Eukaryota; Metazoa; Rotifera; Eurotatoria; Adinetida; Adinetidae.
AUGAAAUUUUAUCUGAAUCAAUUUACUAAAAACUCUUCUUUAUGCCAUUGUAAAUUAUCUUCAAAUUCAAAUAAAGAUGACUCAGUUGAUAUGAAUUUAUAUAAUGAUGAAAAUAUUCAAAAAUAUAUUGAAAAGUAUCUUCAAAUUAAUAUUCAUCAAAAUGAAGAUAUAUUAUUUCUUGAUAAUAUUAAUGAAGAAGAUUUUUUAAUGGAUAUUUCUAAUAAAUCAAUGACAUUUCCACAAAUUGAUAAUGAAACAGAUUUUAAUGAAUUAUUUUUAUUAGAAGAUUUUCCCAACGAUAUUUUUAUGAAUACUAAUCAAUGUCAAUCUUCAAAUUAUGAAGAAAUAUUAAAUAUGAUUGACACACCAUCAUCAUCUAAUCAUCAAUCAAUAAAUGAACAAAUCUAUUUAAAAAAUAAUAGAUUAUCCAUACGUUUAUUCAACUUAAGUAUUCUUUUAUAUUGA